AUGACCGAGUGGCUUGCUCUCAAUAUUUCCACCAGUCUCAAUGGGGAUCCGGCAAAUUUGAGAACUAUUCAGUUGGUUCAAGUUCCAUCGGUCUACGACUACUUUGUCUUCUUGCAUGUGUAUGCUUCGAGAAGCACGUUGACGAUGAGUUCAAUCUGGCAGUCAAAAUGUGAUCCCAGACAACAGAAACUUGAUUUUGCUCACAAAGGCCCAGGCUUUCCUACCUGGCAUCGUGCCUAUGUGCUUUUUGUGGAGGAAGAACUGGGCAGGUUGAACCCGCUGCCUACGGAUCCUUUUUCCAAACGGGAUGGAGACAACUUCGCUCUGCCUUACUGGGACUGGACCGGGCAAACCGGCUGUUCAGUGUGCACAACUGACUUGGUCGGAGCGUUCUCACCGAAUGGUCAAUUACUGGACUCAAGUCCAUUCGCUGACUGGGUCACAUUCUGCCCGCAAAGACCGGAAUUCGACGAUUGCCAUGUCUGUGAUCCAGAUGCCACUCAGGCUUGUGGCGGACCGGGACGAGGCUUGUGCAAGGAGGUGAUCUCACCACCUGAGGAUCUUGAAGCGUUUCCACUGGAAGAACAAAUAUUGCUGGACGACCGGCUGAAUUGGCCAACCCGAUUUUUUCAGGCGUUAUGUUCAUGCCAGGUAUGA
Messenger RNA from Opisthorchis viverrini, 657 nucleotides. RefSeq lists its product as hypothetical. The record is from RefSeq and is a predicted model, not a curated record. Gene Ontology annotation, molecular function: oxidoreductase activity. Lineage: Eukaryota; Metazoa; Platyhelminthes; Trematoda; Opisthorchiida; Opisthorchiidae. The coding region runs from base 1 to 657 and encodes 218 amino acids. The transcript is spliced from 3 exons.